AGACUUCGGCCAGCAAGAAAAAGAACUGUCACUGUGAAGAAACCAAAGAGAAUAUAACCUUGUUGUUGUUCUUGUUUUUGGAUUUCUUUUAUAGGAAUACAGUGCUCGUAGGCAUAUCUUAUUGGCUCAACAGCUUGAGAGAUAUUUUUCAACUUCUACUUGUUUGUAAUGGCAAUUAAGCGUUGGUUUUUCAAGAAACAAAGACAACAACACCAACAACAAGAAGAGGAAGAAGAAGGAUCAUCAAGUAAACAAGACUCGUGGAAAUUUAAAUUUUCUAGUUCGAGUUUUAAAUUUAAGUAUCUUAAUAUUCACAUUUCAUUUCUCGACGAUAUUUUGUUUAAGAUCAUAUCUGUUUUCGAAGCGAUUCUUCUUGUUUCUGCUCUAUGUUUCUUCUAUCUCUUCUGCGGUUGUCACAUCUAGAGAUCCUUGCCGCUGGGAAUUCUGAUUUUUCACCGGUUUAUAAGGUCUUGGGGAGAGUUACUUAGAGGAUAUGGGUGUGGACAGAGAGUUGUAAAAUUUUCAAUCACAUUACAGUUGGUACUAAUUUACUUGUAUUAAGUGAUGGAGUAACAUUAGUUUGAGGUGGAGUUGCUGGGUCAGAGAAUAUUUGGAAAGGGGAAAAUGCGGUGGUCUUACCUGGUACUGCAUUUUCGAGAAAAUGUGUUCAAGUAUGGUUGUUAGGGGUGAUGGAAAUAUGGGAACUCUAAGUCUAAUUACUGUUCUUGAGAGGAUUAAUGGUAAAUCAGUUCAAUCUCUAGUCUUGACUUAGGAUUUCUAUGUAUAAUAAACAAAUUUAUUUAUUUCUUAA
Molecule: messenger RNA, 811 nt
Organism: Papaver somniferum (opium poppy)
Lineage: Eukaryota; Viridiplantae; Streptophyta; Magnoliopsida; Ranunculales; Papaveraceae
Exons: 1
Coding region: 169-423 (84 amino acids)
Source: RefSeq, a predicted model, not a curated record